Molecule: messenger RNA, 4193 nt
Organism: Dermacentor albipictus
Lineage: Eukaryota; Metazoa; Arthropoda; Arachnida; Ixodida; Ixodidae
Source: RefSeq, a predicted model, not a curated record
CCGCGCGUGCUUCGCAGCCGGCGCUAAUCUGAGUAGCUUGCUCCAGCCCACGGCGUAAGAUUUUACACCAUGCUCUAGCCAGUCCACCAAGGGCCAUUCCUGUGCAGCUGCGCGCUUGUUGUGCGUACGCUGCGCCCGCACAUUUUGCCUCUCGACCCCUUUCGUUGACAAAGCGCCGAGAGCCAUGGGCCGGGGCUGCAUCAUCGGCUGCUGCAUGUGUCCGGCAUGUCGGAAAUAGCCCGCCCCGGCGCCUCUCGGCGAUAACGAUCUGGAAAGCAUCACCUAUCCGGAGCAAAUCGAGGAGAUUCCCGCGACGGUCAAUUUCACUGCACUUUGCCAGGACGACUUCACUAUGAAUCAGUCUGACCUACUGACAUUGCGCAACUGCGAUGCCAAAUGCACUGCCACCCCCUCAGUCUUCCGUCACAUGGUCCAAGAACAAGAUGCGAAGGAAGGCAUUGACAAUGUCUCAUCUGAAAAGAAAACACCGGUGCAAGUUUCCAGUGCAACGAAGCCAGGGCGAUCUCUUCUCAAGCGAAAAGUGUGUGCAUCUAGAUUCAGCCUAAGGCAGGUGCCACAGCUACCAGGCAGAAGUGUCAGCAAAAAUGGAUUUGACCUUGUCUGUGCAAAUCCUGGGCAAUCACUGUUGAAACGAUGCCAGGCAUCAACCCUGCAGCAGGAUAGGCGACCAGUGACUUGCUGUACGAGCACUGCCAUGGCCAGCUUUCACCACGCACAACCUGGGCAGUCACUCCUGAAAGAACACUGGGCAGUUCAUGCACCCAACAUGAACCUAAACAGGCAGCCAGCAACUCGGGCUCUGAGAAAAACUGAGGCAAUUAUUCCAGAAAUACUGCCAGGCCAAUCAAUGCUACGACAGCAGCAAGCAAUUUGUGUGGAGAGUCCAAAGCAGGACACACAACCACCUGUUAGCAAUUCAGGCAAACGUGGACAUAAAAUUGGUCCUGGCCAGUCACUGCUAAAGCGCAAGCAAGAACUUUGUGACCUAAACCGAAGGAAGGAUUCACAAUCAAUCGUUACUGGUGGGAUCACAAGAGAUUCCAGCUCCACAAGCAUCGGCCAAGGUGAAUCAUUCAUAAAGUCACGAGCAGUGUCUCCCAGUACCUCAACGUGCAAUGAGUUGGUAAAAGGGCGAGGCUUAGUUUCAAAGGGGCAAGACCAAGUGUCAGAAAUGCUGAAACAGAGACAGCAGCUGAAAUAUUGCACCUGGAAAGGAGGCUCUCUGCAUCACAGUGUCGAGUCAGUGUAUUGGAAACCCAAAACAAGAAUCUCAGAGCAGGCAUUUCAAGGGGUGCCACAAAGGCGAGUGGAGCAUGUGUGCCAGGACUGCAACUACUACACGCCACCCCUUAGCAACGACCAACGUCACAGGGUGACAGCGCGAUGCCUUCAUCGUCGGAACGUUGCUGAGAAGGACAAGGAACACCAAGCUGUCCUGGAGGAAGAAAAAUGGCGCAGACAGCACUCGUCAGGCGGCGCAGCGAGCGAGAUUGCGAGGCUGCUUCAGUGCUGCUAAGGCUUAAAGGGAAGCUGAAGCGGUUUUCAAUUUCCAUGAAUAGCUGGGAUUGGGAAGAACAGACCUAAUAAUUUACGGUUCCAUAAUUUUUUUCUUCGUUUUGUUAAUAUAAGGGGCGGAAAUCGCUUUCUAAAUCACCCCCGCGGACACGCCCCCAUCGCUUCCCGGAGCGCCGGGUGAGGAGGUUACCAGAGGAGAGAACCGGCGAGAGUGACGUCACUGGCGGGGACCGAGCUGCCGGACCGGCGUGCUGGCAUGCGCUGGCAUGCCUCUUUCCGUCCUGCGCUUUACUGAACGACGCUACGAGAGAUUUGCCGCCGCCGCCGCUCACGUUUGUUUUGCGAUUUUCGUAAACUGUUCUUUCCUUCUGUGCUGCGUGAGUGCCUACAGCCAAGGGCGCCCAACAUGCCCUCGUUCUGUGCAACAUUCGGCUACGCGAACACACGCAGGCGAGACGAUGUGGUGUUUCACAGGUUCCCGAAGCACAAGAAGCUUGCAGCGCAGUGCGGUGAGGAGAGAUAAGUUCGUGCCGACGAAGUCAACUGUGCUGUGCUCGGACCAUUUCCGCGAUAGCCGGAUAGCCUUACGACAAAUGCGGAAACGCGUUGUUGCUAGCUUUGCUAUACUCCGUUUCAUACAUCAGGUGCAACGCUGUGGAGGCUUGAGAUACUUCUUGCAGUGGCUGCGUUCGCACUUAGAAAAAGUUCGGUGUUUCUUGACCCAAUUUUUGAGAAAACUUUUCAUAUAUAAGCUCAGUUCUGAAUGAAAAAAAAAAAGAAUUUACCCAUAGAAACAAUCCGUGUACUUAUACGGCUGCUAACACGUUCUUUUAAAUCAAUUUUCUUUUCGGCAUUCUUUAAUUGCAGCCCGUCGCGGCAGCUUCACGUGCAUGCUCGCGCGAGCAAAUGCCGCUGGCACGCUGCGAACCAUAGUCGGAAACGCGCGCAGUAAUAAAUUUUGGUAACCGGACUUCGUGCGUAGCUUCCACAGCGUUGCACCUGAGGUAUAAAUUGGAGCAUAGGCUUGCCUAGUGACAUUCGACGUACGGUUGCAGUUAUGUUUACCACACGGCGGUGCUAAAACUGCCUAAUAUCUUUAUGUCAACACUAGCAUGGAGCGCGCAUACCAAUUCUUGAUCGAGCCACAAUCGCAAAGUCGUCGAACGAUAUUCUGAAUAUUGCACAUAUAAUCCCCCUGACCAUCUCGAUCUGGAUGUGAAUGUUAAGUAACUUCCAAGACUGUACCUCGCAGCACUGCAUGUGCGCGCUUUGAAACGCGGCACUUAUGUUCGCGAUCGUGUAUCAACGCUCAGAAAACCACGGGACUUCAGACAAGCAGCGGCAAGGUGCUUGACAUCGCGGAAUUGUACCCGUGUUUACAAUCUAAUGAGAAGUUAGUGCUUCGGCAUUCUUCCAGCAGCAAGUUCCCAGUGACACUUUAGCGCAUUUUUUCUCCCGUCAUUGGAACGUGCAGCUACAUGAAAAAAAAAAGCAUACGUAACAGCUAAGAUUUCCAGCACGCGAGAAGGUGUACACAUCGCUCUCGCUUUUGGCACACUCAACAUCGUCGUUGCCGCCGUUGCCGCCAUCGUUUUCCGUAUCGGCUGUCGGUUCGAACAUGUACGGCGAAAAUACAAGCUGUCCGAGACAGCGAGAACGUUCCAUAAUGCUUACAACUCAGCUGUGAAGCCAGAACAGAACAGCGUGCUACGCUCUCAAACGGCGGCUCCGACCAAUCACGGGCAACAGCGGCGUUCGCGCGAUACCCUGAGGCGCUGGUGCGCGUUUUCAUGAAAAAACAGCCGCUUGCGCUUGUUUCCGCCCUUUUUGAACGAGAUAUUCGUGUUCAGGGGACUCAAAACUGUAGAAUGCCGCAGAGAACUCAUUUUUUUCUAAAAGUGUUUCAGCUUCCCUUUAACGAGCCGCUGUAGGAGCGCGAAAGUGAAGCCGCUUCCGCCCUGCUCGAACUUCACGAUUGCUGCUUGGUCAAAAGCCCUAUUUCUUAGUCGAAGCUAAACCGUGCGUAGUUAAGAUGGUGUCCCGCUAAUUCUUCCUAACGCCGUUUUGACAUUCAUUUGAUUUUUUUUCAAUAUUUCUGUUUUAUUCAAAUCGGCCCCGUCUGGUUGGAUUAUGUAGCGGGGCCUCUAUUCUUGCAGGUUGAGUUUAUCGCCAUUUGCUUUUUUAUUCUUGGUAGCUCACAUACAGAGUGGGAUAUAGAGUACACAUACACUGACAGCUCAUAUACAGGGUGGCCCAGCUACGUUUAGCCACACACUCAAAAUUAUGGGAAUGCCGCGUAGCUCGACAGAACCAGGUAAAGUUUGGCGUCGCCUGGAUAUGCUCAUAUUAUUUUUUCGUUCGGCCAAAUUAGAUAACUAGGCUUUAUUAUUCAAUUUCUCAAAUAUAAUUUGACUAAAACUGUCAAUGAGAAAAUUGUAGAGCGACUUGAAAAACUACGGAUACAGCUUUCUGUUGCUCAACACGAGCUACAUAAAGGUGUUUUUGCGAGCGUGAAAUAAGUUUGCGUGAAUACACGCAAAACGGCCGCGCGACUGGCUUCUCGAGGCACUUUCUUUGCAUGCUGUCGUGGGCUUCUUUCACACUCGGAAAAACAUUUUUAUGUAGCACGUAUUGAGCAACAGAAAGCUGUGCAGGUA